Molecule: messenger RNA, 456 nt
Organism: Lactuca saligna
Lineage: Eukaryota; Viridiplantae; Streptophyta; Magnoliopsida; Asterales; Asteraceae
Source: the annotation of a GenBank genome assembly
AUGAUUGAACCUGAGCCAAUUCAGCCAGACCCGAUUAUUCCUGAUACACAGGUCACUGAAAAGGAAGUCAUUCCUUCGAAGACUGGUGUAUUCACACGAAUUAAGAUGAAGUCAAAGGGUAAGAGAAGAUCAUUAGCUACGACUGUUCGUAAAACACAAGUAUCUCAUCAAGGGGUCAUUUUUCGGGAAAUUCCUGCCCUUGUGUCUCCAUCAUCAAAGAAGAGAAUGGCUACUGACAUGGCUAAGCAUAUUUCUAAGAAGAAGCAGCGUAAGUUAGUUCUCUCUUCUGAUUCUACAACUGAUGAGGUAGACGUUAUUCCAGAGACUCCAGAAACAGUUCUUCUCAAAGAAUCUUCUAAAGCUGAUACUUCUGUGACUCAACCACCCAAAGUUUCGAUUGCCAAAGACAGUUACUGUGGAGGCUCGAAGUUUAGACAUCACUGUAAACAUAUCUGA